AGAUUUUGUUCUGUUUUGAGAUAAAUAUCAUAUGAGAAAACCAAACAAAACAAAUAAAGCCCGGCAAAUGAGUGUCGUGGGAUCGUUGCAUACAUUUAAUUUCAAACAAAUAUUUGAAUAAAGUCUUAACAUUUUGAUUACGAUCGAAGCUUUUAAAAUAUCUCACUUUUUUAUACCGAACAAUAAUGCAACAGGAAGAUAAUACACCUAGUGAAUACAAAAUGCGAUUUCUAAAAAAAUAUAAUGAAAUGGUAGAACAAAUCAGUCCCGAACAUUUUGAUGAAUACAACAAGAUAGCGCCGAAGUAUCGCGUAUUCGAAAUCUACAAGGCAGGAUUGUUAGAUAAUAUACUCUCGUAUUUCAACACUAUAUGGAAUUUCACCGAUACCGAUGAGCAUCUUAAUAUCCUAGAUUUGAUGAAAAAUGAUCACAGGAAUGAUAGUGACAAAAAAUGGCGCCCAACCGGAAAAAGCGUCGAAGAGCAAACACGACCUUUGAUUGUUAAUAAAUUAAAAUGGCAACUGAAAUAUUACGAAAAGCAAAUCGAAUUCCAAAAGCAACAACUGGAGCGAGCUGUUUUACGGGUCGAGGCAAGUCGCCAAAAAUGGAAAAACCUGCUGGAGAGGAGAGAAUCAGUAAAAGCAUCCGUUACCUGUGAGCUGAAUGAUCUGAGAAAAAUCGAGUCACAAAUAAUUGAUUUCGAAGAGAAAAUUGUAGAAGAUUUACAGCGAUGAAUGCAUAGGCAUGCGUAUUUGAUUUUCUAAUAGAUCAACUCGGGGUUUUCAAUGGUAUUUUAUCUACACAAAUUUGCAUUUAUCUUCUAAUGAACUUUGUUAACUUACGAUGUGUUUUGUAGCUUGGUUGAAGUAAUAAAUAUGUUUUAUAAAAU
This is a messenger RNA of Toxorhynchites rutilus septentrionalis, 889 nucleotides long. RefSeq lists its product as uncharacterized. The transcript has 4 exons. Lineage: Eukaryota; Metazoa; Arthropoda; Insecta; Diptera; Culicidae. The record is from RefSeq and is a predicted model, not a curated record. The coding region runs from base 186 to 734 and encodes 182 amino acids.